This is a messenger RNA of Cyprinodon tularosa, 1457 nucleotides long. RefSeq lists its product as uncharacterized. Gene Ontology annotation, biological process: regulation of transcription by RNA polymerase II; response to unfolded protein. Lineage: Eukaryota; Metazoa; Chordata; Actinopteri; Cyprinodontiformes; Cyprinodontidae. Bases 429 to 1457 code for a protein of 342 amino acids. The record is from RefSeq and is a predicted model, not a curated record. Gene Ontology annotation, molecular function: DNA-binding transcription factor activity, RNA polymerase II-specific; RNA polymerase II transcription regulatory region sequence-specific DNA binding. The transcript has 7 exons. Gene Ontology annotation, cellular component: nucleus.
GCCAUCUUUCUGCUUUGAUCCUGAACAUAAACAUUUCAUGGUAAACUUAGGUCAGAGCUCAAAGACUGAGGACUGCAGCUGUUUCUCCAGCUGACACCCUUCCAGCAGCCAGCAGGCCAGCUCUGUCCGGCUCAGGUCCAACUCUCUGCAUGCGGCCCUAGGAGCAGCAAGAGGCGGGUUUCUGCCGCGAUCCUCCGCGGAUGGUGCGGUGCGGUGCGGUGCGGGGUGGAUCAUCCGGAGAGGCCGUGGCAGACAUUUUAUCCACGGUCUUCAGGAGCCCGAAAACUCUGCCGGGGACAUCCGAGGACAAGACUGUAACACUAAGACCUUUGAGGCUGUGAAAUGUGAAAAAAAGCUCCAGUUUUUCACCCUCAGAAGUUGCUCGAUCUGAAGCUGUGUCCACAUCCUGACACCUCCCUGACUCGGGCAUGCCUCAGCCGGGUAUGAAUGGGAUGGAGCCUGCAUUUGGCGAGGCCUACGGGGGCCACAGGGGACUGCUUAGCCCCUGCCCGCUGGCCAUGUCGCCACAGGGGGGCAGGACAGAGUACGAUCAGAGUGUACUCCUGAUGCUGGGCUCCCCAGCAUCACCAAGGAAACGACCCUUCGAGCUGCUGAGUGACCUCGUGGACGACGGAGGGUUUGGCGAGGACCAGCAUCCGGAGCGUUGGGACGUGUCUGCGCUAGAUGAAAUGGCUCGCUACACUAAACUAGGCCUUGGAGUUGGAGGGGAGCUACUGGCCUGCUCAGAGGAGGACAUCCUGAUGGGCCGCUGGGGGCGGAGCUGGGAGGAGCAGGAGCAGGAGGAGCAGUGGAAGAGGAGGGACAGGUGCGCAGCCCCCCCCAUAACCCAGGAAGUCAAGGUCACAGCUGUGGGGAAGGAGGAGGCACAUAGCUCUGUUACCAUAGCAACACAGAGGGAGUUGUGUGCUGCAGGAAAAGGGAUUGGAGUUGUACAGGACGAUGAGGUGUCAAGGGAGUCCACAGUGGAGGUGUAUCAGGUGGAGGAAGAGGCCGAAGGACAGGAGGUGGUGGCAGCAGCAGGGCUGGUUCUGGAGCACUGCAGCGAGGAGCACAACUACUCUCUGGGCCAGGGAGGGGAGAAGGCUGCAAGGCCGACCCAUAACUCCGAGCCUGAGGAGGCGCAAGAGGCCGACCUUCAGAAAGAGGUCCAAGGCAGCGAGGACAGCCAGGCUAACACCGAGCUGGAAGAGGAGGAUGACGAUGAAGAGGAAGAGGAGGAGGGAGCAGAGGAAACAGCAGUGGAGGCUGAGCUUUCCAGCUCCUCAGAAACUGAAUGUGCAAGGCUUCAGGGGGAAGGAGAUCACCUUGAGCACCUCAGAUCUCUGGAUGUUGCCGGAUUGUUGUGUCUGACACGUGUCUUCAGCAUCCCAUGGCGAUCGAGGAGAGUGCCCAUUGACUGGCAGUCUGGGGUGGUUUUUCCCUUCCAUAAGAAGUAA